CAGCGCCCAUCCAUCAUGGGCGCACUCAAACGCACACUAACGCAAACAUUCUUCGGUUGUUCCCGGCCACAUACGAGGAUCAGGUAGUCAACACAACCUUGAGAAGAACCAUCCUAGACUCCGCUUCAGCUCGCUGCCCCAAAUCGCCCUACGCCCCCUUGUCUUACACCUAGUACCAGUAUCACGGUCUGUGUGCAGACCAGCCCGCGAUACCAAACACACCAGGGGAAAGCGCUAUAACGGGCUCAGGCUUUGGCCAUGGAGUAUCUGGUACCCCGAUGCGGAACAUAUCUCACAAUCCAGCUUGACCCCGUAAGGAUGGUCGAACCGCUCAAGAAUCCUGCUCUGGUAACGGCUGCACAGGAAAUGCAUCCCGCAAAAUACGUGGCACUUGUAACUCAGAUCGACGAACUGCCUCUUCCGCGCAAAGCUGAUCAUAAGUGCUAUCUUGCACUUGUGGGCCAAGGGCUAUGCCGACCUGAUGAAGAUACCUGCAUCGAAUCGUCGAUGUGCGUCCCCAUAUUCCCGGCCACAGAGCAUCCCCUCUCGCGAGAACCCCUCCGACCAAAACCAGCAUUUCCGUUCCCUGGAUGCUACCAGUACUCCUGCAAUACCUCCCUCGUUCGCAUUCCGAACAAACCAUACAUCCUUACCAACGCCGUCUCCUUGUCGUCGGACGAUAUGCUUGUCAAUGACAUCUAUGUCAGUGAAGACAGCACGAGACGGAUUGCUCUCCGCAAUGCCAAGGCAGGCAUCGUCCCAGCCGUUGACGAUUCCGAAGACCUCCGUACGUCAUACAGCGUCACCAGUUCUGUUGGUCGCGAGCUCGUGAGACAAGGGAUGCCCGUCGUCAACGUUGACGAUUCAGAGAACGGAUCAGCACGAUCUGUUGGCUCUCAACGCACUCAGGACAUUCAGGUAACCCGCCACGAAGGACAUGGAGAAGUUGGCGGCGGCACCGGUGAUCUCAAUGCCAAAGCGAUGGAGUGCGUCGACGAGCAGCCCAGUGUCGUCAAAUUGAUACCUGGAGGACCUCUGUUGAACGAUGGGCCACCUCAGGCUGCCGCCAGAGACGAAAUGCCGCAUAGCGCCGUCGAGGGCUGCCCCGCAAACACAUCAGAUUGUCCGACUGCGGCUAGCGGAUCCAUCGUACCAUGCCCUAUAACUGCGGACAUAAACGCUGGAGGGUUGUUGCUCGAGAGCUCGUCCGUAGGCUCAAGCCACAUCUCCCAAUCUGACGGACGUUCAAGCUCAGCGCAUUCAAUGAUACGGUCAUGCAGUGACUCGGAUUGCCAUCGUUCGGCAAGCCUGUCAACCUCAGAUGUCCUACAACGGAUAUUCGUCAACGACCCGAACGAGGAUCGGAUUGUGAUACCCCUUGUGUCGGUCUCCGUGGAUCUGACAGAGGUAUGUGAGGUCAGUGAUCCCAGGGCUUUUCUUCAGGAGGUGGCGCAGAUUGUGCGGGUGAUACAGGAGCAUCGGGCUAGCCAUGCCUAUGCCCCUGCACCGACCGAAGCCAGAGCAACGGCGAGUCCAGUGGGUGGAUCAUGGGCUGAUCUCGCCGAAGAAGCCUUGUCUGUGGAAGGUCACAAUGUCGCUGGCAAUCGACGUCAAAAGUUCAACGACGUGUAUAAUCGUGCCCGAUCGGGUCUCAAAAGAAAGGCGAAGCUAGCCCGGCGCCGCUGCCUUAUUUUCUCCAAGGUCGUCAAAGCCCUUUGUACGUGUGCUUUCACAAUUCGUGUCGUCGUGAUCUUGGACACAGAUUAGUCUACGCUCAUCAUGAUGCGGGCGUCAUCAUAGUUAUCUGCCGUCACUGCUUUCGACUCAUUGUCCCGGUACUGCAGCACCCAGUGUACCUCUGCAUGUCUUACAGACGUAGAUGUUGCUUUGCCCAUAUUAGUAUUUCUUUCCUUCAUGUCUCUUUUCUGGUGUUUCCGUGCUGUCAUAGAUUAGUCUUUUGGGCUAAGUAGUGGUCUCACUGACUAUGUUUUGGGCUGCGAUCACGCGUACGGGUAGUAUGAGCGCCUAUUGCAGUCACGCUACAUGAGCGA
This is a messenger RNA of Rhodofomes roseus, 2051 nucleotides long. RefSeq lists its product as uncharacterized. The transcript is spliced from 5 exons. The coding region runs from base 259 to 1767 and encodes 502 amino acids. The record is from RefSeq and is a predicted model, not a curated record. Lineage: Eukaryota; Fungi; Basidiomycota; Agaricomycetes; Polyporales; Fomitopsidaceae.